AUGCUCGCGAUCUCGAUAUAUUGCUUGACCAUCUCUACGGGUCUAGGUAAGUUUUCGCCGUCCGUUAACCAUUUCUUCCUCAUUCAUCACCAGCCACCAAACUUGACAUUUACUAGUGAUCUCUCUACAGCGUACAGUUAUGAACAAAUUUCUUCUAUCAUGCGAGCAUCAAGUCCUGAUCAGCUCGACGUACCUCGAUUAUAUCAAGAAGCCACUUCAUACUUCAAAUCGCUCGUUCCAGCGCAGCCUGAGGUUAUAGCAACUUUUAGAUGCGAUUGGGCAGAAGACGCUAUGGCUUUGUCAAUUAAAUUUCACAUAACUGAGGUCCAAAAACCUCUGAUAUACUACCUCAUCGCCCACUCUGAACUCGAUCGUUUCCCUUCAUGGGUUGCACCUGAUAUGGUGGAAAGGAUAAAGCAACAGGUAGAAACCAUCAUGCCUCGUCUAAUCGAUCAAUUCAGCCCCGUCAUCUUCACACCACCGCCGACCUCUCAUAUGGAAUGUACGGAUAUUAUCGCUGAUCGUUGGAUGACCUUGGUCAUUACUCCUGCUUUGAGAGAUGGAGGUACUGGGAAACCCUUGGAUUUCUUGGAGACCAUGAAAGGAUUGGAAUGGGAGAGGGAGGGUGUAUGUAAGGACUGUGUGGCGGACAAGAGGGAUGAAUGGAUGGAGGAACAAAGGAAGAUUUGGGAACUUUUGGAUGGAUGGAUUUCAGAAACCCAAAAGUAA
Marasmius oreades (fairy-ring Marasmius) is the source of this 729-nucleotide messenger RNA. RefSeq lists its product as uncharacterized. The record is from RefSeq and is a predicted model, not a curated record. The coding region runs from base 1 to 729 and encodes 242 amino acids. The transcript has 2 exons. Lineage: Eukaryota; Fungi; Basidiomycota; Agaricomycetes; Agaricales; Marasmiaceae.